CCGAAUUGUUACCGAGACGACGACCGCCAUGGGCAGCUGUGCGUCGUCGGAAGCGCGGAUGGACAACGUGGCCGUGCCCGAGCCGUACCACGCGCCGCCGCCCAUGUACCACAGCGGCAACGGCCAGCGCCACGCGGCCGAGCGCGUGAACCGCGCCCACUCGAACCCAUCGCACUACAACUCGGCGCAAGCACGCACGCCGGGUGGCGGCGCCCGGACGCCGGGCCGCGGCAACUUUCCUGCUAGCAACGGCAACCGCUUCCCGGGCAACCAGAUGAUCAUGCCACGCUCAAACAAAGAGACCAACCACUUCCGCGACGACGUCAACUGCGGCGAGUACACGGAGCUCGAGCCGUACAAGAAGCAGUAUUGGCUCGACUCGACCGACAUUGUGCACACGCGCAUCGUGCCGGGCAACUACAUGAAGACAGAGCUCGGCCACUACCUCGGACAGCCCGUGCUCAUCAAGAGCCUCAUCUUUUCAUCGUCGCCCGAGGACUUGGCCAAGAACAAGAAGGCGCUCGUGUCCGAAGUGCGCUCGAUGGCGCGCCUCCAGCACCCCAACAUUGUCAAGUUUAUCGGCUUUUACAUCACGGAAGACCACGGGCUCUGCUGCAUCUCCGAGUACAUGGAGGGCAAGACGCUGCGCCACCUGCUCGAGAACAAGCGCGUCCAGCUGUCGUGGGAGAAGGAAAAGAUCAGCAUCGCGCUCGACAUUUGCGCGGCGCUCGUCUACAUGCACUCGCUCUCGCCGCGUCUCAUCCACCGCAACAUCCGCGCCGAGAAGGUGCUCCUCACGAACCGCCGCGAGGCCAAGCUCAGCGGCUUUGGCUGCGCGCGCGACCGCACGUAUGAAAACACCAUGACGGCGGGCGUCGGCGAGAUCCAAUGGAGCGCGCCUGAGCUGCUCCAGGACGGCGAGGACUAUGACGAAAAGGUCGACGUCUACUCGUUCGGCGUCGUGCUCACCGAGCUCGAUACGCGCAAGUCGCCGUACGAAGAGGAGCUGCAGCACACGCCGACCGCCGACCUCACAAUGAAACUCGUGACCGGUAUGCUGCGCCCGAGCAUCUCGGACGACUGCCCGACAUGCAUCAAGAUGAUCAUCCGCCAGUGCCUCCAGCACGACCCGGCACUGCGACCAACCAGCGACAAGGUGCUCGAAGCGCUGCGCGAAGCACGCGUCACCUUGAUGCAGGGCAAAUGAUAAUAGACACAUCGCUUCGUAC
Molecule: messenger RNA, 1229 nt
Organism: Saprolegnia parasitica CBS 223.65
Lineage: Eukaryota; Oomycota; Saprolegniomycetes; Saprolegniales; Saprolegniaceae
Product: TKL protein kinase
Exons: 1
Coding region: 29-1207 (392 amino acids)
Biological process (GO): protein phosphorylation
Molecular function (GO): ATP binding; protein kinase activity
Source: RefSeq, a predicted model, not a curated record